AUGGUCUGUGGGUAUCAGGAGCUCAUCAAUGUCAAGCUGGCCCUGGACAUCAGGAUCACCACCUACGGGAAGCUGCUGGAGGGCGAGGAGAGCAGACGUGGAUAUGGCUUUGGUACAGCUGGCACGGGCUUCGGCUACAGAGGUGCUGGCUUUGACUACAGGGUUGGUGGAGUCUCCAGGCCAUGCACCAUCACACCCAUCACCAUCAACGAGCAACUGCUCCAACCGCUCAAACUGGAACUUGAUCCCAACAUGCAAACAGUGAAGAACCAAGAGAAGGAGCAAAUCAAGAUGCUCAACAACAAAUUCGCUUCUUUCAUUGACAAGGUUCGAUUCCUGGAACAGCAGAACAAAGUGCUGGAGACCAAGUGGAGCUUUCUGCAGGGUCAAAACCCCUGCAAGAAUACCAUCAUGCCCAUGUUAGAGGCUUAUACCGGUAACUUGAAGAAGCAGCUGGAAGCACUGAAGUACAACAGAGACCAGUUAGAAACAGAACUGAAAGCAGCACAGCAGGUUUUGGAAACCAACAAAAAAACGUACAAGGACGAACGCGGCCAGCGGACACGCACCGAGAGCGAGUUGAUUGCCCUGAAGAAGGACGCGGACUGUUUUUUCUUAAACAAAGCAGAGCUGGAGGCCAAGGUGGAAAGCCUGGAAGAAGAGGUUGAAUUCCUGAGAAUGUUCUAUGAAGAGGAAACCCACCAGCUGCAGGCCCAGAUCUCAGAUACUUCACUGGUUGUGCAGAUGCAGAAGAGCCAAAAACUCAACUUGGAUGGCAUCACCGCAGAUGUCAAGGCUCAGUACAAGGGCAUAGCCCGCAGGAGCCGGGCAGAAGCACAGGCCUGGUACGAAAGCAAGUUUGAGGAGCUGCGAGUCACUGCAAGCAGAAACGCUGAGACUCUGCGGGAGACAAAAAACAAGACAGCUGAGCUGACACGGACAGUCCAGAGACUGAACGGAGAUGUCAGGAGUGCCAAGGACCAGCGCUGCAGGCUGGAAGCUGCUGUGGCCGACGCUGAGCAGCGUGGGGAAACGGCCGUCAAGGAUGCAGAGCACAAACUCUCUGAGCUGGAGACAGCUCUGCAGCAGACCAAGGCGGACCUGGCCCAGCAGCUCCACGAGUAUCAGGAGCUCAUGAGCAUCAAGCUGGCCCUGGACAUGGAGAUCGUCACCUAUAGGAAGCUGCUGGAAAGAGAGGAGAGCAGGUGA
This is a messenger RNA of Tauraco erythrolophus (red-crested turaco), 1209 nucleotides long. RefSeq names its product keratin, type II cytoskeletal cochleal-like. The record is from RefSeq and is a predicted model, not a curated record. Lineage: Eukaryota; Metazoa; Chordata; Aves; Musophagiformes; Musophagidae. Gene Ontology annotation, biological process: intermediate filament organization; keratinization. Gene Ontology annotation, molecular function: structural constituent of skin epidermis. Gene Ontology annotation, cellular component: keratin filament.